This is a messenger RNA of Acaulospora morrowiae, 1698 nucleotides long. The record is from the annotation of a GenBank genome assembly. Lineage: Eukaryota; Fungi; Glomeromycota; Glomeromycetes; Diversisporales; Acaulosporaceae.
AUGGAAGACGACGAUGGUUGUAAAAUUUUCAAUUAUGGUUACUUCCAUAACAUCAAUUUUAUGGAUACAGGAGGAUAUGGGAUUAUAUAUAAAGCCACUCUUUUUGGGAAAAUUGUUGUUUUGAAAAAAUUAAAAGAAGAUGGGAAUGAAGCAGAUUUACAUAAUGAGAUAAAACUUCUUAAAAAAGUUGGUUUUCAUCCGAAUAUCAAUUCACUCUUUGGAACUACUGAAGAUCCAAAAACUAAAAAUACAAUAAUGGUCUUGAAUUACGCAAAUGAAGGAAAUCUACAAAGUUAUAUUAGAAAAAAUUGGUUAAAAUUGACUUGGAGAAAGAAAAUCAAAUUCGCACUUGAUAUAGCAAGCGGGAUUGAACAUCUCCAUAAGUUUAAAAUAAUACAUCGUGAUUUGCAUCCUAAAAACAUUCUCGUUGACAAUGGUGUAUUGAAGAUAGCCGAUUUAGGGUGUUCAAAGAUUUUAUGUGAAAAUUCGUUAUCCAACUCAAAUCUUUGUGGAAUAAUAGCAUAUAUUGAUCCCCAAUGCUUUAUUAGCUCGCGCAAAAAAUUCAAGAGAAAUUAUAAAUCGGAUAUCUAUAGUUUUGGCAUGAUCAUGUGGUUUAUUUCUACCGGACGCCAACCUUUCGAAGGCUCUUAUCAGUGUACCCCUAAAGAAAUACUAGAUGGAUCAAGAGAACAAGAUUUAUCUCAAAAAACACCUCCUGAAUACAUUGAAAUAUAUAAAAAAUCUUGGGAUUCGGAUCCAGAAAAGCGACCUCAACUGAUAGAAAUAAAAAAAGUGUUGGAAAUUCUUCAAAAACAAAUAGAACAAUGCUGUGAAUAUCCAUAUGAUUCUAUGGAACCAAAAGAAAACCUCCAAAUACCCCAAAUCACAAAAAUAUCUGAUCACACACAUUAUUCGUAUUCUACUGAUUCCAUCUCAAAUUUUAGUUCUACUUCAAACCUUCAUUAUUCAUGUGACCCUCCAGAACCAAAAGUAAAUCCCCAUAUUAUCAUAACAUCCAAUUCUAUUUCAACAGAAUUCGAUUUAGUCAAAGAAUUUAGAGAAUUAAUCAUGGAUCACAAAUUCAUAGGCUCACUAAAAACAGAAAAAGCAGUUCAAAGGUUCUUGGAAGAUUAUGAAAAUGAAGCACCAAAAAUUUUCAAUUCAUUACAAGUAAUGCGACAUGAACGAAAGGAUCUAUUUCUAGCCUUAUCAUAUUUUUAUGGAUUUGGUAUAGAAAAAAAUGUUAAAAAGUAUUUGGACAACCUUGAAAACGCAUUCACAAAAGAUGUGUUUGCAAUUUCAGAAUUAGCAACUUGUUAUCGUAAGGGUACUGGGGUCGAGAAGGAUAUUGAAAAAGCGUUUGAGCUUUAUAAAAUAUGUGUAGAGUAUGGUUCCAUGGUUGACAAAUGUUCAUUGAGCGAGUUUUAUCUUAAAGGAAUUGGUGGGGCAAGAAAAGACCCAAAACAUGCAUUCGACUUGUUAAAAAGUUCUGCCACAGUUGGGUACAUUCCUGCAAUGUAUUGGUUAGGAUAUUAUUACCAAUACGGAUUUGGUGUUAGACAGAAUUUAGAAAAGGCUGCAGACCUAUAUCGCGAAGUUAUUCAAAAUGGGGAUUAUAAAGAUGCAAGAAAAAAACUGGAAGAAUUAUCAAAUCAAGGAAAUUCUAUUUCGAAGAAAUCUUUAGGUUCUUUAGAUUAA